UCCAACGGAAAGCGAGAAGAAGUGGGAAAAAAGGAGGGAUGGAAGGAGGGAUGGAAGGAGGGAAGGCUGGAGUGACAACGGGGAGAUGGCGGACGAUGGAGAUGACUCUCUGCUACAUUGUGGUGGCUAUAUUUUACGUGGCUGUGAUUUCGAAAGGCCUCGUUUUGUCUGCUGAUUUCGAUUAUGGGAAGCGUGCAGGGGUGCUCCCGGGUCAACGCCCAGGAUGGAUGUUUGGUCGUCAGAUUGAUUUGUCAGACACCCAAUGGCGCACCUUUCGCAAUAAUUUGCCCGUGCUUUCAGCGCUGCUGGGGCUUCUUGUGACCCUUGGAGAGCUGCUAAGAAGGCUAUGUCCCAAGUCCACGUCAGCUCAGACGUUUUUCUGGUUCAAAUGCUCCGUGUUCACACUGCUGUACAUGCACGGAGCUUGCAUCGUUUUCGUCUUCCUCUUCGCGGGGCUGAACUUCGCGCUUGUGAAGGCCUGCGCUGGGAAUCGAUGGUACCCUCCUGUCUUGUGGGUUUUCAACUGUGCGUUGUUGCUUUCCAGCAGGCUGCACAACGGCUACUCCUUUGCACUGAUGUUGGGGUCCGAAUUUGCCUAUUUGGAUGGGUAUAGAGGGGGUUUUCGAUGGGAGAUUUGUUAUAAUUUCUUGAUGCUAAGGAUGAUCAGUUUCGGUAUGGAUUUCCACUGGUCGCUUAUCAAACGCCCUUCACCUGUCGACUUGGCAAAGCACAAGGAGUCUUGCGAGGUGUGCAGCGGCUAUGUCGGGGGUAUUGGAGGGGGGGGAAGAGGGGGAGGGGGAGGGGGAGGAAGGCGGCUGGGAGGAGCGGAGGAGUCGGCGGAAGGGCAGUGUUACCUUGCACGACAGGAGGGGGUCAUCGAUCUGAAGCAUUUCAACCUGAUGAAGUACUUGUGUUAUUUGUUCUUUACUCCUCUUUAUAUUGCUGGACCUAUUUCUAGCUAUGGUGCAUUCGUUUCCCACCUGGAGUCCCGACAGACGGCUCAUAGUCAGUGGAAGCUGUUGCAGCUUUUCCUCAGGUAUGCUGCCUGCUUUGCUCUCAUGGAGCUCAUCACCCACUUCACACAUUUCAAUGCUUUGGCCAUCAGUAUGGCGUGGCAGAGCUUAAGUCCAUUUGAGGUCUUCGCGAUUGGCUAUGGCGUUCUGAACUUCAUGUGGCUGAAGUUCCUCUUGAUCUGGCGGUUCUUCAGACUUUGGGCAUUGGUGGCCGGAUUCGAUGUACCUGAUAACAUGCUCCGCUGUGUGAAUAAUAACUAUGAUCUUGAAGGGUUUUGGAAAAACUGGCACGCGUCGUUCAAUCGCUGGAUCGUGCGGUACAUCUACAUUCCCCUCGGAGGGGCGGCAUCGCGCGGAACGAACGUGUGGCUGAUCUUCACCUUCGUCGCUCUCUGGCAUGACCUUGAUUGGAGGUUGCUGACGUGGGCAUGGAUGACGUGUGUGCUUUCCAUGCCCGAAAUCUCUGUGAAACUUCUCAUGAAAAGCGAGAAGAUGAGGUGGGUGAAGGACACGUGGAUGUAUCGAGAGGCUUGUGCCGUUUGCGGAGCUCUCAACAUCACUGGAUUGAUGGGAGCCAACCUUGUCGGAUUCGUGAUCGGUCCCGAUGGGCUGCAGACUUUUGGCGCCAAAUUUUUGACCAGGCAGAGUGUGCCCCUGAUUGGUGGAAUUUUCGUCGCGUUCUAUGCUGGGACGAAGGUCAUGUUCGACAUCCGAGAGCGGGAAGCGCGAAGGCAAAGCGCUCUCAGAGAGGCGAUUGGCGCCAAAAAAAAAAUGGCGGGAAAGAAGCAAGGGAGAGAAGCAGACCGAGAAUCGGGAAAAAUGGCGGGAAAGAAGCAAGGGAGAGAAGCAGGCCGAGAAUCGGGAAAAAUGGCGGGAGUGGUGCGAGCGGAAGGAGAACGAGAUCGAGAUGGAAAAGGUGAAGAUCAUCAUCAUCACGACAACAAGGGAUCAUCGGAAAAAGAACAAGACGAAGAAGAACGAAAGAUGAGGAAGCGAUUUUCGAUGAUCAGAAACAGUCCGUGAUUGGUUCUUUGUAUUCGUCAAUCCAUCCAUCCAAUCAAUCAAUUAAUCAAGCAAUG
Chara braunii is the source of this 2092-nucleotide messenger RNA. Lineage: Eukaryota; Viridiplantae; Streptophyta; Charophyceae; Charales; Characeae. The record is from the annotation of a GenBank genome assembly.